Messenger RNA from Dermatophagoides pteronyssinus (European house dust mite), 670 nucleotides. RefSeq names its product programmed cell death 5 (gene PDCD-5). The record is from RefSeq and is a predicted model, not a curated record. Lineage: Eukaryota; Metazoa; Arthropoda; Arachnida; Sarcoptiformes; Pyroglyphidae. Gene Ontology annotation, molecular function: DNA binding. Gene Ontology annotation, cellular component: nucleus; cytosol.
AUGUUUUUUUUUCAUACACAUGUGAGCAAUUUGUUGAUUGAAACAAACAUCGGCCCAAUCAAUUUAUUAAUCUCAGAAAAGUUUUGUCAAUAAUAAUUUAAAAUGGGUGAUCAAGAAUUAGAUGCUAUUCGAGCUAGACGUUUACAAGAAUUGCAAAUGCAAUAUCAAGGUAAAUCACCGGGAUCGGGAAUGGGUGGUCAAGGAAAUAUGAAUAUGCAAGAACAACAACGUGCCGCACAAGAACGACAAGAACGUGAGGAAGAUGUACGAAAUACAAUUUUAACACAGAUUUUGUCACAAGAAGCUAGGGCAAGACUGAGUACCAUAGCAUUGGCUAAACCAGAGCGCGCUAAAAUGCUUGAAAAUAUUCUCAUUACUAACGCACAACGUGGUGCUAUUCGUGAAAAGCUUUCAGAAGAACAGUUAAUAAAUUUUCUGGAACAAGUAAAUGAACAGACAUCCAAAAAGAAAACUGUCGUUAAAUAUGAUCGAAGGAAGACUGCUAUCGAUGAUCUUGAUGAUGAGGAUGAUGACAUUGAUUAGAAUUCAUAAGAUUUACUUGAAAAUCUUGAUAUCAUUUGGAUCAUCAAACAAACCCACUCAAAUCAACAAAAAACGAUAUCUUAACAUCGUUUUUGAAGUUUUCAAGAUUCUUCAUUUGUUUUUCUUU